Molecule: messenger RNA, 3147 nt
Organism: Neodiprion virginianus
Lineage: Eukaryota; Metazoa; Arthropoda; Insecta; Hymenoptera; Diprionidae
Product: fibrillin-2-like
Exons: 6
Coding region: 46-3075 (1009 amino acids)
Source: RefSeq, a predicted model, not a curated record
UUGGAAGUAAUUCUCGAAGCUGUUGAGUGAAAUGAAAGAACUGCGAUGACAGUACGGGUUAUUUUUUGUAUACUAGCAAUGCUAGUUGCUCUUAUUCUGCAGGUGUAUUCAUUAAGCGGGGGCAAUAAUGCAGUGUGUCGUACUUCGGAAAGUCGAUGGGCGACUCGUUCGGUUUCAUACAGUGAGUCCUACAGAGGAUGUUUUUUAUGGACUUGCACGAAGUAUCGAACGAAGUGGAAAACUGAGUGGUAUCAGGCAUGGAGUUCAAGGGACACGUGCUGCUCAGGUUAUUCGCAAAGGUGGGGUGAUUGUGAGCCGAUCUGUUACACAACUUGUGAGAAUGGCUACUGUGCAAAACCGUACACAUGUGCGUGUAAUUAUGGCUAUCAGUUAGUUGACAACAAGUGUAUUCCGGUGUGCAAUAAGCCUUGCGUACAUGGCAAGUGCGUUAGGCCAAAUACUUGCAUCUGUGAUUUUGGCUACAAAUUGAAGACCGACGGACACACAUGCGAGCCGGAGUGUCCCUCUGGGUGUGAAAAUGGAUGGUGCGAGAAACCGAACGUCUGUGCAUGUCAUUCCGACUAUCAAAGGAACAACGAAAACAAGUGUGAACCAGUGUGUAAAGAAGGUUGCGUUAACGGAUACUGUGUAAGCCCCGAGGUCUGCUCCUGCAACAGCGGCUUCCAGGUAUCUCGGAACAACACCUUUGUCUGCGAACCAACAUGCAGUAAGCCUUGCAUAUUUGGAAAAUGCACAGCACCCGAAAUAUGCACCUGUGAUGGUGGCUACGAAUCGAGAUUGGACGAUAACGUGUGUGAACCUGUUUGUUCUUCUGGAUGUGAACACGGAUGGUGUGAAAGACCGAACAUAUGUGCCUGUCAUUUGGGAUACGAGAUAACUGAUAUGAAUACGUGUAAGCCCACUUGUAAAAAAGGCUGCGUCAACGGAUACUGUGUAAUCCCCGAGGUCUGUGCCUGCAACGAGGGUUUUGAGCUAUCCCAGAACGAUUCUUCCGUAUGUGAGCCUAAGUGCAGUGAGCUCUGUAUAUUCGGUUACUGUUCAGCUCCUGACACGUGUACUUGCAACAAUGGCUACAUACCUACUUUGAAUAAAUUUGUAUGCCAACCAGCAUGCGAAUCUUCUUGUGAUCACGGUUGGUGUGAGGCACCAAAUCUCUGUGGCUGUAAUGUUGGUUAUGAACGAAAUGAGAACAACGAGUGCCUUCCAGUGUGCCAACGGCCGUGUAAAAAUGGGAAAUGUGUAGCACCUGACAUCUGUGCUUGUGAGCCUGGCUUUCGGUUGUCCCAGGAUGAUCAAUUCGCCUGCGAGCCCAAGUGUAAUGAAGCAUGCAUAUUCGGGCGCUGUACUGCACCUGACACGUGUACUUGCAACGAUGGAUACGGAUUAGGUUUGAGCAAAUUCGUUUGUGAACCGAUAUGUACGACAUCUUGUGAUCACGGUUGGUGCCUCGAGCCAAACGUCUGUGGAUGUGACUCUGGAUAUGAAAGAAGUGAAGAUAACGAAUGUCUUCCGGUGUGCAAGAGUUUGUGCGUGAACGGAAAGUGUGUGGAACCAGAUACCUGCGUCUGCAAUGACGGCUUCGAAGAAUCCCGAAAUGACACCUUCGUCUGCGAGCCAAGAUGCAGUGAGCCCUGCACAUUUGGAAAUUGCACAGCCCCUGAGACUUGCACUUGUUUUGAGGACUAUCGAUUAGGAGCCGACAAUUACACUUGCGAACCAAUUUGUUACGAACCAUGUGAAAAUGGGUACUGUGUUGAGCCAAACGUCUGCGGGUGUAACCCUGGGUACAUUAAGACCAGUGCUAACAAGUGCGAUCCGAUCUGCGAGAGGCCUUGCGUCAACGGAAAAUGCACUGCUCCCGAUAACUGCACCUGCAACGAAGGCUUCCAUCGCUCCCAAAAUGACGAUGACUUCACCUGCGAUCCUAUCUGCAAUGAGACCUGCAUUUUCGGAAGCUGUACAGCCCCCAACACGUGUUCCUGCGACGAAGGCUACAAGCUUACCCCCCAGUCAAUAUACGUUUGCAAACCAAUAUGUCCCAGCGAUUGCGAUCACGGCAAGUGCGUGGCACCAAACUCUUGCGAUUGCGACACUGGUUAUAUCGGGUACCUGGAACUUGUGUCAAAUACGUCAAUGUGUAAGCCUUGGUGCGAUGAUAUUUGCACUAACGGGACAUGCACCGCACCCUACACGUGCACCUGCGACCCUGGCUUUGAGUAUAAUUCGAAUACAACAGACUGCGACCCGGUAUGUAACGACCCUUGUGUUAAUGGAUUCUGCGAGAGUCCGGGAACCUGUAGUUGCCUCGAAGGGUAUACCGAUUCCACGGAAAGCUCGAGUAUCUGUGAACCAAUCUGCGAAAGCUGCGUGCAUGGAACCUGUGUGGCGCCUAACGAAUGCGUUUGCAAUGACGGAUUUGAAAGUAGUAAGUCGGAGAAUGGAACAUGCGAGCCCACUUGCAAGCCUGGGUGCGUUCACGGAUUAUGCACUAUCCAAGGAUGCAACUGCUCAUAUGGCUGGGAUGGAGAUUUCUGUAACAAACCAUCACUGUGUAUUAUCAAUGAAUUCACUCAGGUUUCUACCACUUCCUACUCUGUAGCUUCGACUGAAGCAGUCAGUGUUAUGACCGAUCUUUGGAAUUAUGAUUGGACCGAUUAUACAACCGAAAAUGCUCCAGUAGAAUGGCAGGGGCCCACAUGUCGCUCCGAAUGCAUUGACCAACUCAAUCGGACGUUUAUCAACUUGACCCUAUCUACUGCUGAUGCGACGUAUCAUUACAUUCCUAUUGACUCACCGUGUAACCUCAUCGCAGAAGAGUCAAUCUUUGUCGAUAAAUAUACCAUCAUGAUUGGAGCCGGGUUAGGAGUAACGUUGCUCAUUAUUGUCGUCACCGUUGUCUACGUUGUGAGAAGAAAACGGAAAGCGAAAAGUAUGGCAAUGCUCGAUUUUCUUUGCUUUCAGAUGAAUCAUUGGAAUGCAUCGGCGGCGUUUACGUUGAAGAAAAUCCAAUUUAUCUGUGAUGAAGGAAUUCUCUUACAAAUGAGUGCUUACUGAUUAUGAAUAUAUUUUGCUGAGAUUUUUGUAGAAUUCACUAUGAAAUAUGAUACACAAACUGUACUGUGAAAA